Molecule: messenger RNA, 1868 nt
Organism: Fomitopsis serialis
Lineage: Eukaryota; Fungi; Basidiomycota; Agaricomycetes; Polyporales; Fomitopsidaceae
Product: MFS general substrate transporter
Exons: 6
Coding region: 249-1859 (536 amino acids)
Biological process (GO): transmembrane transport
Cellular component (GO): membrane
Molecular function (GO): transmembrane transporter activity
Source: RefSeq, a predicted model, not a curated record
GGUAAGGACAUGCAUCUCCGCGCCCAAAGACGAGGUACUUCAUUGUCCGAGUCGGAGACGAGUGGGCUGAAGCCUUGGCCGGUUCAAGAUGGACACCCGCCUGGGUUUUCGAGCCUCGGGGCAGUUCAAAGCAUACGCGCCUUCGAGUCAGGGUUGCAUCAUUGCUACUUAGCGUGUCCGAGUCAUGCAUUGGUCAUCCUAGUCGAGGCAAUAUAUAUGUAGGCGAUACAUUUACCUCGAGCAUUACCAUGGCACGCUACGGACUGAGCAUUCCCUCCACAGUGUUUGACCUGGCACGUCUCAGACAUCGCCAAAGUGAAGGCGACUCGAGUUCACUCUCUCGGCAGCCCUUACCUUCCCAUGCACAGGAAGAGCACAGUGCAGGCCACGAAACCGCGGACGACAGUGAUGAUUUUAAAUUGCCGAAAUUGCGAUCCUUGGUCACCAUGCUCGUAGCCAGUAUGCUGAUGCAGGUUACGUUCUUCAUCGUAGUCUCGUCUUCGAGCGAAUACGCAAAACAUCUAGGAGGCACGUCUACGUUCUCCGGUCUCACCAUCGGCAUUCCCGUUGUAUUUGCCGGUCUGGCCCUAGUUCCAAUGAUGAAAUAUGACGGUGGUAGAUACAAACUCCCUUUGCACUUUGCAUGUGCAUGUGCUAUAAUCGGGAACGUUCUCUAUAGCCUCGCGUAUGCCGCGAACUGGCUCUACCUCAUCCUCGUAGGACGGAUGGUGUCCGGGCUAGCCAUGACGUUCUUCCUGUACUCCAAGCGAUAUUGCAGCGACCCGCGCAUUGUCGGUAUUAGGAGGCGAACGACGCUGGCGGGUUGGCUUGUGCUCGGUCAGGGUUUUGGGUUCAGUAUCGGCCCGUUUAUGGGCGGCCUCCUCUACAAGAUAGGAUUCUCGAACUCGGUGUUUAAUGGAUACACCAGCCCGACGUGGAUCCUUGCGGGUAUCUGGGCAGUGUUCUGGGCAAUCGCCGCAGUCUCGUACGAGGAUGUCUCACCAGCGUGCCCCGUGGCAUCCGAGGUGCAGCUGCACGCUCUUCCCUCCUCUCCGGAAGCUCCCCAGCGGUCACAAGACGACAGUGCUCAGGCUGUCCAGGGCUCACCGACUAUUCACGCUACUAGCGCCUACCAAUCUCGCGCUGAGGGCAUGCAUGGUAAGGAGAAGACUGUGUCAGCGGUCCAGGAAGUGGCCACUCAGGGGCCUGAAGCAGAGGAAGCGACCGUACCUGCCUCCCGCCCGAGCCGCUUCCGCAUGACGGGCCCUCAGAUCGGAGUCACAGCGACCAUGUGUUGGUUUGCAAUGACCUGCUUCUUCAUCCUCGGGGCAUGGGAGGCCAACAUUCCCGUCUUCACCUCCUCCGACUCACCCUUGAACCCCUUCCACUUCAGCCCGUUCGCCGCGGGGAACAUCAUCGCGCUCGGCGGUGUCUCCACCUUCCCCCUCCUCUUCGCCAACCUCUUCGUCGCGCGCCGGGUACAGGACCGCCACACACUCGCCGUUGGGACGACGCUCGGGCUGGCGGGCCUGCUCACCGCGGUGGGAAUCCUGGCGACGCGGACGGUCACGUACGGGAGCUUCUUUGCGUGCUGGUUCUUGAUCGCGCUCGGGUUCAACAUCAUCAGCACGAUAGUGCUCAGCUUGCUGUCGAAGCAGCUGCCGGGCGAGUGGAAUGGCCGCAUCAGUCUUGCGAUCCAAUAUAGCAUGUUUAGCGGCCGCGUGAGCGGUGCCGUUUGGGGUGGUGCCGGGGUGCAAGUAGGGAUGCUCAACUUUGUGGGGCUGCAGAUAGGUUUGGUAUGCGUGGGCGCCGUGUUAUUCUCCACAUUAUGGAGACAGUUGAAGGCGAAGACGGGCUAAUCCAGCUUC